CAGUCAAAUGGUCAGAGCAGCGCGUUAAAAGCGUCUCGUUUGGGUUGUAUGUUGGACUUGUGUAAGGAGGAGAUGUUACUCUGACAGUUUAUCUCUUGCUCGGAUGGAAGCAAAAUGGCUGCAGAGAACGCUGCUGCCAGCUGUGUGGCUGUGCAGCGUGCUGGCUGCUCAUCAGGUCGACAGCUGCCUGCAUCCUUGUAGCAAAUGUUUAGGACAGGAAAAUGACCUUUGCAAAGAGUGCAAGACUGGAUGGGAUCUCUAUAAUUUCACAUGUGUAGACAUCGAUGAGUGUGGCACUGAGCUGGGUGCCUGCUCUCCAAACAGUUUCUGCUUCAAUAUAGAAGGCUCCUUUGAGUGCAGAGGCUGUGAUGUGGCCUGUGUUGGCUGUAUGGGUGGUGGACCAGCUCGCUGCAGGAAAUGUGCUCCUGGGUACAGACUGAUGGGCUCCAAGUGUUUAGAUAUAGACGAAUGUGGUGACAGAGUCCUUGCCUGUCAUGGUCUGGAUGAGAUCUGUGUCAACACAGAAGGCUCUUUCCGCUGUGAGUGUGCUGAAGGCUUCUUCAUGAAGGACAGCGUUUGUUUGAGGAAGCAGCUGCCCAAUGCUCAAGGGAAAGGUCUCUUUGAGGAUCUCCAAGAUGAUGAAGUGGAGGUGCUGCAGCAGAUGUUUUUUGGGGUGGUGCUUUGUGCUUUGGCCACGCUGGCAGCCAAAGGAGAUCUGGUCUACACAUCGAUAUUCAUGGGAGCAGCAGCAGCCAUGGCAGGUUACUGGCUCUCAGACAGGGGUAAUAGUGUCUUAAACAACAUCCUGAAAGGGCGCUAAUGCUCCAAAUAGUAAUAAAAAGGACACAUUUAGCCUUAGAUAUGAAAAUAAAUCCAGUUGGUUGAAACAAGUGCCUUAUAUUCUGAAAAAAAAAAUCCACAGAAACACUUUCAAUGUUCUGAUGAGCCUCAUUAAUCCGAUUAAAAGCACCUUUUGUAAACAA
This is a messenger RNA of Poeciliopsis prolifica (blackstripe livebearer), 983 nucleotides long. It is a transcript of the gene creld1a, whose product is annotated as protein disulfide isomerase CRELD1. Bases 104 to 820 code for a protein of 238 amino acids. The transcript is spliced from 6 exons. The record is from RefSeq and is a predicted model, not a curated record. NCBI's taxonomy places the organism in Eukaryota, Metazoa, Chordata, Actinopteri, Cyprinodontiformes, Poeciliidae. Gene Ontology annotation, molecular function: calcium ion binding.